Messenger RNA from Carassius carassius (crucian carp), 2312 nucleotides. Its product is annotated as docking protein 3-like. The record is from RefSeq and is a predicted model, not a curated record. Gene Ontology annotation, biological process: positive regulation of MAPK cascade; cell surface receptor protein tyrosine kinase signaling pathway. The coding region runs from base 172 to 1923 and encodes 583 amino acids. Gene Ontology annotation, cellular component: cytoplasm. NCBI's taxonomy places the organism in Eukaryota, Metazoa, Chordata, Actinopteri, Cypriniformes, Cyprinidae. The transcript is spliced from 6 exons.
GUCAGAGACAAACGCUGCUUUUCAGUGCCACUGUGCCCAAGAAGAUCCAGAACUUUGCCAAAAGUGCUUUAGUGAAACCCAUCACCAUUAAUGUGGGCAGAGCUGGAGCUGCAAGCUUGGAUGUCAUCCAGAAAAUAGAGGAACUGGCGCACUUGGAGGCAAACAAGCACAAUGGAUGUAAUCUCUAAAGAGGGUCUGCUCUUUUUGCAGGGGGUCAAGUUUGGGAAGAAGAUAUGGCGGAAAUCCUGGCUGAUUCUGUUCGAGCCCAGUCCUGCAGGUAUCGGCCGGAUGGAGCUGUAUGACAUGCGUGAUAGAGGGGGACUGACGGGGUCCGCCAUCGCAAGGCCUUCGGGGCUCAGGAAGAUGGACAAACGGGUGAUCCGCCUGACAGACUGUCUGAGCAUCACUCCAGCCCCAGGAGAAAGCUGUCCCACAGGUUGCUCUGCCUUCUUUUUAAACACCAUCUCAUCCACCUACACCAUCGCUGCCCCCUCCCAGGAGGACUGGAUAAAUGUUCUGUGCCAGGUAGCAUUUCAGAAGACCAAAAGAACCGAAGAUACCAUGAAAGAUAAAUGUACGACACCGGCUGACAAUGACCUCUACUCAACCUGGGGAGCAGGCCAGUUCCAGGUGACAGUGCAGAGCACAGAUGCGUCUCAAAGGUGCAAGAUGUCUGGGUCAUACCUGCUGUCUUCUGAGAAAGAGGCUAUUUGUCUGCUGGACCUUAAGACUGGACAGGCCAUCUACCAUUGGCCCUACAGGCUCCUCAGGAGGUUUGGCCAAGUCAAGGGGGGAAUCAUGAUUGAAUCCGGUCAUCGCUGUCACACUGGGGAGGGUCAGUUCAUUUUCUUGUCAAAACAGGGGGCGCAAAUAAAAAGGGCCAUUGAGGACGCCAUCAUGCACCAGAGUGUCCAAGAACUGCUGGCACAAGCCACCGCUCUUCCGCAAGAGACCGCCCCCAAGCCCCCCUCGCCUAGAAGCAAACCACGGGGCAGGCCCAAGGUAAAAAAUAUUCCUCCGAUCAGUGUGAAUCAAGAUCCACCAUCCAUACCACAAGCCAUUCCACCCCCACCACCUUUACCAAAACCCAAAAUACAGGGUAGGGACAAAACUAAGAUCAGUAAGCAACCUCAAGGCAACAAGAAUCAGGAAAGACCUUGCCCACCUAUAUUGAAAAAACCCGGGCAGCCAAUACACAAGAUCAUUGGAGGUGUUCUCACCCUCCAGAAUGUCCAAAAGGGAUCAUCCACUCCUCCUCAACAAGCCCCGCCACUACCGCCCCCCUUGCCUAAAACCAAACCACAGGACAGGCCUAAAGUUAAAAAGCUUCCUCCAAUCAAUACAAAUCAAGAUAGACCCUGCCCAACAGUACCACGCAGAUACAUCUCCUUACCAGAUCCACCACCUCACGUCAAAAGCCCAGUAAUUAGCCCGGAUGAAGUUUUGUAUUCAGCAGUUUUUCAUCAACCAAAGCCAAGAUCAAAAAUGGAUCUCCCAAAAGUUCCAACCCCUCCCAGUCUACCACCAAACACGGAUACAGAUGUAACCGUGGAUGAAGAGAAGGACUGGAAAUUACCACAAGAACCCUCUGAGGACAAAAAUGAAGAGACUCCCUACACUAACUGGACAGAGAAGACCACUGGCGAGCAGGAUCAACCAGAUCUUCGGGACCUUUAUAGCACAGUGAAUUUUGCAGCUAAACGUAAGAACAGACAGACCGAGGACAGUGAUGAUCAAGAGCAGCCUAACACUGAACAACAAGCUCCUGUUAUCACUUCCAGUGAAAUCCCUGUCGACUUCAAAGAGACCCUUUCUGGCAUUCUGUUUAAAGAUCUGUCUAAAAUUCCACCCCCAUUUCCACCCAGGUCACGUGGGGGAAGCAGUGAACAGUUAGAUCGACUAGAUGAGCAGAUGACUGAUUGAGGUUUUUAUUGUCUACAGCUGAGGUCAGUGUCAUUGCUAACCUGAUAAUUGUGAGUGAUAUGCGUUAAAGUGUGGGAUAAGUCUUAACAUGAAACUUUAAUAAUAAUGCACAGAAUAUGUAGGUCUACUGAGAUGAUUAAAUAUAAGGAAAAUGUAAUGUUUUGAAUGUAAAUGAUCUUUAUUGAAAAUGUUUUGUAAGAUAUAUUGUAUAAGUGUGUAUAUUUGAGUAUAAGUUGUUUAAAACAGUUUGUGUUUUAAUAAUCAACAAAUUAUUUAACGUAAAGGAAUAGUUAACCCCAAAAGGUGAUGGUCCCAACUGAAUUGAAUAGGGUUUUAUUUUUUUAUUGUUAUUUUUUUUCCUUUUUCUUUUUGCCCCCACACUGGGGACC